Molecule: messenger RNA, 1394 nt
Organism: Zophobas morio
Lineage: Eukaryota; Metazoa; Arthropoda; Insecta; Coleoptera; Tenebrionidae
Product: protein takeout-like
Exons: 4
Coding region: 580-1320 (246 amino acids)
Source: RefSeq, a predicted model, not a curated record
UGAGGCAUUAUGUUUUGUUGUAUACCACUUCAAUCAGAAACUUUAGUUAAACCUGUGUACACACAGCACGAUCACGUACAGCUGUGUCUAUCAUAUAUAAAAUGAUAGGCGGCACCCUUCUAUAACCUACUGCGACCCUAUAAUCAUUUAUAGAAACCCUAUAUAACAUUAAAUAGAAUCCAUUUAGUAUGAUAAUGAAGAUAUUAUGAAGAAUAUACUUAAAUGCUCUCAUUUUUAAAUAAAUAAUGUACAGAUACGAGUACUUUACUCUGUACUUUUUGCAUCGAAUCAAGAAUUUGGAAAACUACAUUAGCAGUACCAUUAAUUAUCAUAGAAACAGGCCUUGAACUAUAUACGAAAACGUAAAAACGUAGUUGUGGCAGUAUUAUAAGUGAGUUGUCAAAAAAGCGCAUUCAAAAAAGCGCAUUUAAAAAACCUGAUUUCUGUUACAUGUGCAUCAGAUUACGUCAAUAAAAUAAAUAAAAAAGUCCAAGGUCGAGAAUUCAAUAAAUAUUUAAGACGACUUAUUCUUUCUCAAAGGUUGCAUUUUAUUUCAACUCUUUAGACAAUUUAGUAGAAAUGUUAAUCGUACUUUUAUCACUUGUCUUUGUUUGUGUUUCUGCCAAAAGUCUACCACUAGAAAUCCAAAAAUGCCGAAAAUCUGACCCAAAACUCGGCGAAUGUUUGGCCAAAUCUGUCGUUGACUCGAUACAGAAGUUUAAACAAGGUAACAAGGAACUGGGAAUUAUUCCUCUGGAGCCACUUGUUAUACAAAAACUGGAAUUUGGAAAUUCUAGUACUGGAGCAGUUGCUAUACAACAUGUAUACGAAAAUUUGAAGCUGUUCGGAUUCACAAAUUUCACUAUAUACGACUCCAAGGUGAAUUUCAGCGAUGAAAACUGCUAUUGGCGGUUUCAAACCUACACAGAUCUGAUCCGGAUGGAAGCUGAUUAUAAAAUGAGCGGGAAGCUGUUGCUUUUUCCUAUAAAUGGGCACGGGAAAUGUAACAAUACUCUGUAUGAAUAUGAAACUGUUUACGACAUGAGUUGCGAAAAGUACACAAAAAAGAAUCACAAACACAUACGCAUGACAGAUAUUGUCAUCAAACUAAAACCAAAAAGGAUUGUUUUUGAUUUUGUGAAUUUAAUCGAUGGGAAUGAACAGUUGAGUAAUGAAGUUCUAAAAACGCUCAACGAAAAUUCGAUGGAAGUGUAUGCAGAUCUGGGUCCAAGUUUUAAUGAAGCCAUAGCCAAGAUUGAGAAGGAAAUUAUCAAUCGAGUGUUUUCUAGAGUGCCAGAGGAUGAGUUGUUUUUGCCAUAGGUUUUUAUUUUCAAUUUUAUUUAAGGGAAAGAACAGUGCAUCUUGUAAUAACAUCAUUCGUAUUAUAAUUUAAA